Messenger RNA from Drosophila virilis, 3322 nucleotides. Its product is annotated as PHD finger protein 12. Lineage: Eukaryota; Metazoa; Arthropoda; Insecta; Diptera; Drosophilidae. Gene Ontology annotation, molecular function: protein binding; transcription corepressor activity. Gene Ontology annotation, biological process: negative regulation of transcription by RNA polymerase II. The record is from RefSeq and is a predicted model, not a curated record. Gene Ontology annotation, cellular component: nucleus; Sin3-type complex.
GCAAUUAAAUGCAACGCUGUGAUUGGUUUUGGUUUCAACUCUUCCAAGCUAACAAAUUUUUGUUAACGAAAAAAAAGUUAAAAAGAUGUCAAAAGCUGACCAGGACCCAAUUGGUUCGCUGAGCAUAAUGGAGCAAAUCAAGAUACUGAUCAAGCCACCGCCAAACGAGGAGGAGAAGCUGGUACAGCGCACCACCAACACGAAGCACCCGUACUAUAGGCGUCCUGGACGCGGCCAUAACCACGAUCUAUGUGAUGCCUGCGAGGAGGGCGGGAAUUUGCUAUGCUGCGACCGUUGCCCCUCCAGCUUUCACCUACAAUGCCAUGAUCCGCCGCUCAGCGAGGAGGAUAUACCCAGUGGUCAGUGGUUAUGCCAUAGUUGUCGCAUGGCCAAGGUGUCGCAGCCAGCGUGUUCUUCCAAGGCCAGUUCCGUGGAGCGUGUACCCUCGGCGGGCAGUGGUUCGCGCGCCAAUACACCAUCCUCCGGUGAACUGGAGUCGAUACCGCUCAAGAUUCGCAACCUGCGCAAGCGGAGCAAUAGUGAACGGAAUAGCACCGAAAAGUUGCUGGCCAAGAUGCCGUUGGCCAUACAGCGCGCUCUCGAUCCGAACAGAAAGCCCACACCGCUGGACGAUGUAAUACGUGCCGCCAGCAUGCUGAAUCCGCAGCAGUUCUCGCUGCCAGCCGAAUUGGAGCUGCACACCCAAUUCCCGGGAAAUGGUAAGGUGCAGCCGGUGCAGCCGCACACGGGCACCGGCAACGGGCAUCGUAAGCCCAACAGUCAGCGACGCAACUCCAAGCCGUUCGAGCUGGACGCACAGGGUCUGGUGCCAUUGCCGGCCAAGACGUGCUUCUAUUGCACGCGAAGCUGUAAGCGGGCGCCGCUCAUUUCGUGCGACUAUUGUCCGCUGUAUUAUCAUCAGGAUUGCCUGGAUCCGCCGCUCACCGCACUGCCCGCCGGCCUGUGGAUGUGCCCCAAUCAUGUAGAGAAUUUUAUAGAUGCCAAUAUGACCAACAGCAUUUCGGCCACGGAGCGUGUACGUUUGUGGAAUCGCUUCCAUCAGCCGCUCGAUCAUGAGAACGUCAAGAUGGAGUUCUUUCGGCGCGUCAAUACGCGGCAUCCGCCGUUCCGGAUGAAGUUGAGCAUGCGCGCCCGCGCCCACAUCGAGGUGCCGGCCAUUGUGCGCUACCAUUACGAGCAUCCGCCGGCGCUGCUGCCCUCCAUGCGGCAAACGUUGCGCUACGAUCGAGUGAAGCGGCGCAAACAGUUGCCCACGGCCGUGGAGGAUAUAUCCAGGGAGAGCGUAACCGAAUCGCUGCUUAAGGAUCUGGAGGCGUUGCGCUGUGCUCGUGCCAAGUUCCGGGAGAUACAGAAAGAGCUCGGCAACGCCCAACUCGAUGGCAGCAUCAGCGACAGCGACACGGAGAGCGGCGCCGAGCAGCAGCGGGGCAGCAACGGUGUGGCUGUCACGCCCAGUUUGAGCUCGAAGCCGGAGGCAGCUGAAACGGCGGAGUGUCCAAAUGUGAACAGUGAGCAUAAAGAGUGUAACAAGCCAACGGCCACGGAUCAGUCCAAGCCGAACAACUGUCAUGUGCAACAGGAUCGAGGCAGCCUGGAGAUUAGCUACGAGGAGGACGAGGAGGAGUGCAAAUCAUCGAGUGUCAUCAUUGAUGCGGAUCUAUGCCAUCUGGAUGUGGACAUAAUCAAGAAGCUAGCGCAUCAGCGCCUGCAGCAGCUAGUCCACGAGCAUCCCGAGAUUGUUACCCAGUAUAAGAAUCGCACGGCAGCGCGACGGCUGCGACAGCUAUCCGUGGCGGGCGCACAGCCGGAGGGCCAAACGGCGCUGCAGGGCGAUCUGGCGCCGGAAGAUAUGCGUCGCUUCUCGCUGCUGUUCACCAGCGAAACGUCCUCAAUACUCGCCCAGAAGAAUGGCAACGGCGCCGACGAGGAUCCGAUGAUGGCCCUGCAUCCGGCGCUGGCAACAGCCGCCGCGAUUGCGGCAGCCGAUACGGCCGCCGAGAGCUAUGUGCCGCGCCAGCGCAGCGACACCGAGAAGGCAUACGAGCUGGCCUCGCGGCUGGAGCUGAAGCUGUUGCAGUGCAAGGUGCGUGCCCGGGCGGUGCUGACACCGCUCGGCGAUAUGCUCGAGGAUAGCCGCUGGUUCAGCACACUGGGCCUGGAGCAAUCAAUAUUUAUGCGCUAUCGCACACUGUACAUCGGCUAUGGCGGCCACUUUACGCCCUCAACAACACUGGCCCACACGGAAACGGUCGAUCUGUCCGCUAUCGGUUAUUGUUCACGGAUCUCGCCACAGCAUGCGAUUAUAUUCUACGAUGAGUUCACCAAAUCGUACGAGCUGAUCAACUACUCGGAAUUUGGCACCGAGGUCAAUGGCCAGCUAUACACAUGCGAUCUCACCGAGUAUGCGCCCACACAUGCCGGCAAACGGAUGCGGCCCGAUGAUGCCGAACUGAAGCGACGCGUCGACGAUCUGCUCGACAAGCGGCGGCACAUACAGCGCCAGUACGAGCCAAAGCGUGAGGCGCACGCCAGCAGACUGGCGCCAAUUGUGAAACCCGCCUGUCGCUGCCAAAGCGCCUCGCCCGUGCGCAUGGUGCCCGGCGCCUGGGAGGGCUCCGCUGUGCUGGCCCAUGGCAGCCUGUUGCGUUUCGGCUGCCUCUCGUUUGUGUUCUCGGUGCCAUCGACGGAUAUGAUGAACGCGCGGCUGGCCAGUGCCAAGUGAGCCGGCCCUAGAGAGGAUCACACCAAACAAUAUACUCCAAGCGGCGCAGCUAGCAACCAUGCAAAUCAAUCUCAGUGAUCGGCGAUCGAUCGCAACACACAGCCAGCAGCCCAAAAUGCCGGGAAUAUAUUCCAUCCCCUCCCCCUUAAAGCAUAAUUCAAUAUACAAUAUACAAUAUAACAUAUACAAUAUAGAGUUAAACAUAAGUCGGGCCAGCCCGAGUCCAAUUAAAUACCGUACGAAUUAGACGGAGAAAGGGUGCAGGAGCGAGAGAGAUAGUACGUGAGUGAGUGAGAGGGAGAGCGAGAGCGAGAGAGAAGUAUGGGAAAAGCAUCAUGCUCUACCUUUCGGUAGCUAUAAAUUAAGAUAGAUUGCGUUUUAGAACAGUUUUUUUUUUUUUAUUACAUGUUUUUAUUACUAGAGUAUACUCAAAAUCGUCGAAGUUCUUUUCUCAUUCAUUCACUCAUCCAUCCAUCCAUAAGCUUUAUCAUCAAAUUCCUCUUUCUCUUCUUCUGUAGUUGUAUAAAGGAGCAUAACAAAAAAAAUAAAAAUUCAAAUAACGAGUUGUAAGGAAAUGGA